Messenger RNA from Lepisosteus oculatus (spotted gar), 2558 nucleotides. It is a transcript of the gene ttr, whose product is annotated as transthyretin (prealbumin, amyloidosis type I). Gene Ontology annotation, biological process: purine nucleobase metabolic process. Lineage: Eukaryota; Metazoa; Chordata; Actinopteri; Semionotiformes; Lepisosteidae. The record is from RefSeq and is a predicted model, not a curated record.
AAUCCACAAGGCAGUCCCAGCAUUCCAGAGGAAGGAUCUUGCGCCGACAUCGGAAUGGCCCGCACUGUCAUCUUUAUCUUCCUGACCGCAGUGAUCUUUCUUUGCGAUGCAGCACCAGUGGACCAGGGUGACCACAGUGCCAACGACAAGUGUCCACUAAUGGUUAAAAUUCUUGAUGCAGUCAGAGGAAUGCCAGCUGCCACAGUAACGCUAAAAGUCUCCAGGCAAGCAGAGGACAAGACCUGGAAGGAGGUUGCUACUGGAGUUACAGAUGCAAAGGGAGAGGUCCAUGACUUAAUCGGAGAAGCGGACUUUUCUGCUGGAGUUUACAAGGUGGAGUUUGACACCAAAUCCUACUGGAAAGCUGAAGGGCGGAUCCCUUUCCACGAGGUGGCAGAUGUGGUGUUUGAAGCCAAUACUGAUGGUCACCGCCACUACACUCUCGCUCUUCUCCUGAGCCCCUUCUCUUAUACAACUACUGCUGUCGUCACUAAGGCACACGAAUAAAACUGCUUCUUCCGCAUGAACUCAUGUCAACGCUUAAAAGAACCACACCAUCAUAUCACAGAUUGUCCUAUACAGGAAGGUGUGAAGGUGCCACUUUUUUUUCAGCAUUUAUUAACAUAAGAAAAACAAUCAUACACAUAUGUAUUCCCCCUCCACCCCCACAUAUACCAAUAGAGAGGUGAUGAUGACCUUUGCUGGAAACACCAGCAAAAAAAAAUAAAUCAGCCAGCUGAUACAAUGGAAUAGAAUUUUCAUUGCUUUGCUAUCAUUUAUGCAUUUAUUUUCAUAAAAGACAUUAAUGAUAAAAAUAUACAAAUAUAAUAUAAACAAAUAAGAUGAAUAGUCCACAGGGAAAUUUAUUUGCAGAGGUGUUACUCCACUGUUUCAAAGCAAGCCAUUACAAAGUGUAAUUAUGCAGUUUCAAAAAGGUAAACCUUCACAGGAACAGAGCAGCGAGACAUUUAAACUGGCCUAAAGACAGAUAUCCCUCUUUCACAUACAGAUAUGUCAGGUUUAUGCUUGAUUGUACUGUUUAAAUGACAGUUACACAUGACCAAUUUAACAACACCCAAAAGGCCAUUAUGUUGCUUGAAAGCAAAUUUAAAAUGUCCAUAAAACAGAAGUUCAUUUGCCCCUAUAAAAAUAGUUAAAAAUGCCUGCUGGCAUUUUAUUGCAGAAUACAUUGCAUCUCUGUUUCCAAUGUUUUAAUAUGUUUUUAAAAAAAGGGCCAGUCCAACCGUGCAAUGGGAAUUGAGAUCAUCAACGAAACAGAGCACAAAUACAAUGCACGGAAAAAAAGGUCAAUUACAUCACAACAAAUGAACAUUUUCUGCCAGAUUUACAAAGAACUUGCUACAAUGGCUGCUUAUAUUAUUCCGGCCAAAAUAUGUAUGGUCUCCAAGAGGAUUUCAAGCCAAGUGCUGCAUGAAAUAUUCGAAGUUGAGAGUAUUUACUUUUUUAAGGGUGUGAAACUGAGAUUACAAUGGCCAUCAGUUGAAAACUCUUUAAUCCUAACUGCAUAUAACCUCAGUAAGCAAAUUAAAGACUAAAGAUGUAAACACUGGAGAUUGUACAGUGCACAUUGUCAAAAGGCUUCACUAUGGCAGAAUGAAACAGCUCAGUUUUACUGCAAAUGUGUUUCCCAUGAACCCUGGAACACCAUUUUCUCUCUUCUUGACACAACUUUGAAAUACUCAGAACUGUAAGAGCAGGGCUCCAUUAAAACAAAUCUAAAAAAAAAAAAUGUGUGCACUCGAAUUUCAAUAUAGAACAAUCCAAGCCAUAGAUCACAGCCAAGUAUGUAAAAAUAGAUAUAUUUUUAACAGUACAGUAGGAAAUAAAACACCAAAUAAACCCCGCAAGGCACAGAUACAUGAAUACUGCAAAAUUUUAUACUCUAUAUUACAAAGGACCUUGAACGGUGAAUAUAAGAUUUCUGUAAAUAGGGAUAAUUAAGCACAAAUUGCGUGGUUAUGUUAAGAGCUUGGGGUAUAUACAAGUAUGUUAAAAUUGUUAUGCCAAUCAGGAAUCAUAACUAACCUCUAUACCUUAGUUAUGUUAUGAGCAAGUAAACUCCAGGAGCUAUGCAAUGCUGCAAACGUUUGUUUAAUUGAAUUUCUAAAGAUCAGUUUGCUCCAAAUGUGUUUUUGGUUCUGCACUUGCAUGGUUUCCAGAAUACAAUAUCGAACUCAAUCAACACUUGAUGUUUCAAAACGUACUGUUGGAAGAUAUCCAAUACUUUAGAAUACCUGGUUCAGCAGGUGUUUAAAGUUAUUCCCUUAUUGAACCUAAACUAACAUUUCAGUCUACUUUGUUCUUAACAGAUCAUUUACAAGCAACUACAGAGUUUCUCAGAGAAUACUGUAUGAACCACAGCAGAAACUGCUAGAAAUGCAAUCAAACUGCUUAGAUCUUGCUCCUUUCUUUGUAACAUGCAGAAAACCCUCACUUUUGAGCUAAUGAGAACCACUUGGAUAUUUUCUAUGUAUCAAUUGCAUGCUCCUUCAGCUUUGAAACAAAUUGUUUAUAAAUAAAUUAAGAAAAAAAAAUUA